UGUGCGAACCGUAAGUGCAAUGCGUUUUGCAGGCAAUGAGUGAGUAUUGAAUGCAUUUCUCUUUCUGGUGUCCGACAUAUCGCUGACAAUGAGUACUUUGAGACUUCAGAAGCGUUUGGCGUCGGCUGUGUUGAAGUGCGGCCGCAAUAAGGUUUGGUUGGAUCCAAACGAGAGCAAUGAGAUCGCGAACGCAAACUCAAGACAACACAUCCGUAAACUAAUCAAAGACGGACUCAUUAUCCGAAAGCCAGUGGCCGUCCACUCGAGAGCCCGCGUGCGUAAGAACACUGAGGCCCGCCGUAAGGGCCGACACACGGGUCCCGGCAAACGAAAGGGUACGGCAAACGCCCGAAUGCCGGUCAAAGUGCUGUGGAUUCGGCGGAUGCGUGUACUCAGGCGUCUGCUCAAGAAGUACAGGGAGAACAAGAAGAUCGACCGACAUCUGUAUCACGACCUGUACCUUAAGGCUAAGGGCAAUGUCUUCAAGAAUAAGAGAGUUUUGAUGGAAUUCAUCCACAAGAAGAAGACAGAGAAACAGAGAUCCAAACAACUCAGUGAUUUGGCUGAAGCGCGUCGACAGAAGGUAAAGGAGGCCCGAAGAAGGCGUGAGGAGAGACAGCAACAGAAGAAGACGGAACUGUUGCUGACGUACCAGAAGGAAGAAGAAGCUCUUAAGAAGUAGUUGUAAAGAUUCCCCUCUUUAUUAUUAUUAACUUAAUUGUGAAAACCUUUUGGACAUCAAAUAAAUUUGGAUCGAUUUAUAAAA
Messenger RNA from Medioppia subpectinata, 766 nucleotides. The record is from the annotation of a GenBank genome assembly. Lineage: Eukaryota; Metazoa; Arthropoda; Arachnida; Sarcoptiformes; Oppiidae.